Molecule: messenger RNA, 507 nt
Organism: Botrytis porri
Lineage: Eukaryota; Fungi; Ascomycota; Leotiomycetes; Helotiales; Sclerotiniaceae
Exons: 4
Coding region: 1-507 (168 amino acids)
Biological process (GO): DNA repair
Molecular function (GO): catalytic activity
Source: RefSeq, a predicted model, not a curated record
AUGCCCCGCACCGACGAAGCAACCUCCUUCUACCACUCCGUCUACAGCGCCAUCCAAGAGAUACCAUAUGGAAAAGUGACUACCUACGGACACAUCGCGCGGUUAAUUGGGACGCCCAACCGCCCCCGCCAAGUAGGAAUCUGUCUCAAGCAUCUCCCCAGCGCGCCCUCCACAUCCACAUCCACAUCCACCACCAUCUCUCCCGACUCUCCCUCCCACCUCUUCCACAACGGCAACGUACCCUGGCAACGAGUGAUCAAUGCAAAAGGGGGGAUAAGUCCACGAAGCCACCCCUCCGGCGCCCAAAAUCAAGCUGCUAUUUUGCGGAGUGAAGGUAUCGAGGUAACGAUUGGUUCGCUAAACACCCUCCUCAUCUCCCUUCCCACCUACGGCUGGUUUCCGCGUCAACUACCCAGCGAAGAAGCGGCUGGUAUCGAUCCACCUAUUAAUUCGGAUUCUGAGUCUGAUUCUCCCGGUGCAGAUGAAAGUCAUGACGCGGAGGAAUGA